Macaca mulatta (Rhesus monkey) is the source of this 2194-nucleotide messenger RNA. Lineage: Eukaryota; Metazoa; Chordata; Mammalia; Primates; Cercopithecidae. The record is from RefSeq and is a predicted model, not a curated record.
CCAGGCCGGGAGCCAGUGUUGUGCACUGACCUAGAACAUAGGGAACUGACGUCUCUGCUCAGGGCUUGUCUCUCAGGCGCCUCCUGUGCUUUGGGGCAGCAGUCCCCGAGGCAGUGACAGGAUGUGGAAACCUCCGGAAGGAAGUGGGUGACUGGUCUGUGAGCUGCUGCACCUUGGCGGGGGAGGGGUCAUACCAGUUGGUUGCUUAGAGAAACUGUGUUGUUUUUUUUUUUAAAAAAAAAAAAAAAAAAAAAAAGUGUUGCAGCAGGGGAAUUUGUCAGCUCACCUUUCAUUUCUCUAGAAGUUUCCAAGGAUCACUUGUGCCUCGUCCGUGGGAAGACCAGGGCAGCCGAGAAGGCCUUGGUGUGGAAUUCUGGGAGCUGAUUCCUGCCUUGUCUUCCCCACACUGUCCCUGGAGAAAUCUGAGAAGAGCAGAGCAGAGGGAGCCCCAGACACGGUCCACGGGAGAGCUGUGGAGCUUGGUGAGUGUUUCGUGGCCUCUCGGUUUGGUCGGCACCCCCAGCCGCUGGCCCAGGACCCCUCUGCAGAAGCAUUCCAGGAGAGCAGGCGUCACCAAGAUGUCCAACCCCUUCCUGAAGCAAGUCUUCAACAAGGACAAGACAUUCCGCCCCAAGCGCAAGUUCGAGCCGGGCACCCAGCGCUUCGAGCUGCACAAGAAGGCGCAGGCGUCGCUGAACGCCGGGCUGGACCUGCGGCUAGCCGUGCAGCUGCCCCCAGGCGAGGACCUGAACGACUGGGUGGCCGUUCACGUGGUGGACUUCUUCAACCGCGUCAACCUCAUCUACGGCACCAUCAGCGACGGCUGCACAGAGCAGUCCUGCCCCGUCAUGUCGGGGGGCCCCAAGUACGAGUACCGCUGGCAGGACGAGCAUAAGUUCCGGAAGCCCACGGCGCUCUCCGCCCCCAGGUACAUGGACCUGCUGAUGGACUGGAUCGAGGCGCAAAUCAACAACGAGGACCUCUUCCCCACCAACGUGGGCACGCCGUUCCCCAAGAACUUCUUGCAGACGGUGCGGAAGAUCCUGUCGCGGCUGUUCCGCGUGUUCGUGCACGUCUACAUCCACCACUUUGACCGCAUCGCGCAGAUGGGCUCCGAGGCCCACGUGAACACCUGCUACAAGCACUUCUACUACUUCGUCAAGGAGUUCGGCCUCAUCGACACCAAGGAGCUGGAGCCACUGAAAGAAAUGACCGCCCGUAUGUGCCACUAAGAGCCCCGCGGACCCCCCCGGUGCCCGAACCGCCGCUGGGGCCUCAGAGACUUGGAGGAGGAUGCUCUGGAACCAUCAUCACGCUUCUCUCCAGCCUGAGCAUCUCAGGGAGCCCAGGGGCUGGGCCGCUGAGCAGGUGUUGGUCCUCAGGAGCUCCAGCCCUGGACGGCAGACGCCUUCCUCACCGUCUCGAGCCUCAGUCUCCCGUCUGGGACCGAACGUGAACUGUGUAAUUCUGUGUGUUACUAGCAACCGGAAAAGCCCACUGUGUUUUUUAAACCACUUCCACUUUCCAGGAGGCUGGACGGCUUCCAGGGUCACUCCCCGCCCUGGGUGGCUCCCCGGCUCCUGGAACUUCUGCCCCAACCCUCGUCCCCACCUGAUCCUGCCUCCACCUCACUGGGGAGCCCCCGGGGCUGCUAUGGCCACAGCCCUGCCUGGGCCUGUCUCUCAGAGGCACCCAGCUUGCUCAGCCUCCUACAUGUCUCCUGUUGGGGAGGCAAGAGGCUGAGGGGCUUCCGAGCCCCUGAGGGCGGACAUCUCCUGCCACAGGCCUUUUACUCUGCGCUCUCCACCGGCAGCCGCUGGUGUCCCUUCACACAGAGGCACGACCUGGACCCGGGCAUCCUCUUUCCUCCCUCCCCAAUCUCUUCCAUUUUCCUACAGAUUUUUUUUUUUUACAAACUAGAGACAGGGGUCUCGCAGAACUCCUGGCCUCAAGUGAUCCUCCCACCUCGGCCUCCCAAAGUGCUUGGAUCACAGGUGUGAGCCACCGCACCGCAGCCCUCUCUCUUACCCCGUGCACGCUGCUUCCUCAGUUCUUCCGAAACAUUCAGCUGAAACAUUCAGGGCUUCCUGGACUCCUGGGAGCCCACGUCCUGCACCCCGGCUGCUGACUCAUUUCCUAAGGGCCCCUUUGUGUAUCAUAAAGGGUUUGAUUUUUAUAGUCACAUUUACAACCA